Messenger RNA from Pezoporus occidentalis (night parrot), 2622 nucleotides. It is a transcript of the gene EEF1AKMT1, whose product is annotated as EEF1A lysine methyltransferase 1. The coding region runs from base 88 to 729 and encodes 213 amino acids. The record is from RefSeq and is a predicted model, not a curated record. The transcript is spliced from 5 exons. Gene Ontology annotation, biological process: methylation. Gene Ontology annotation, molecular function: nucleic acid binding; protein-lysine N-methyltransferase activity. NCBI's taxonomy places the organism in Eukaryota, Metazoa, Chordata, Aves, Psittaciformes, Psittacidae.
UCACCAGCAGGAGGCGCGCGGCGCCGGGGCUGGCUGGGAGAGGCCCGCGUGCGCGGAGGUGGCUGGCGGCCGUUGUCGUCUAGAAAAAUGGAUGAUGAUGGUGAUGACAUUCCCCAGCUUUCAUCCCAUACAUUGGCUGCCCUCCAGGAGUUCUAUUUGGAACAGCAGCAGAGAGAGGGCAUGAAGACCUCCCAAGGGUUUAAUCAAUAUUCCAUUGGCUCAAUAGAAGAAGACUGGCAACUGAGCCAGUUUUGGUACAGUGAUGAAACCGCAUCACGCCUGGCUGAUGAAGCAGUUGUGGCAGCUGGGAAGGGUGGCAGGAUAGCAUGUGUUAGUGCACCCAGUGUAUACCAGAAACUGAAAGAACAGGAUGGUAAAGAUUUUUCAGUCUGUAUACUGGAGUACGACAGAAGGUUUUCUGUAUAUGGAGAAGAAUUUAUCUUCUAUGAUUACAACCACCCUUUGAACUUACCUGAAAAUCUCUUGCCACACAGUUUUGACAUUGUUAUAGCAGAUCCACCCUAUCUGUCUGAGGAAUGUCUUCAAAAAACUGCAGAGACCAUCAAAUAUUUAACAAAAGGAAAGAUUCUACUUUGCACAGGUGCAAUUAUGGAGGAACAGGCAGCAAAGAAUCUUGGUGUGAAGAUCUGCAAGUUUAUUCCAAAACACGCACGAAAUUUAGCCAAUGAAUUUCGGUGUUACGUGAAUUAUGCUUCUGGGCUGAAGUGAGCCUCCUGAGAAGGUCUACAGAUUUCUCAGUCAUGCUCCUUUCUGUUUUUUAGCAGUGACUCCAUAUUUCUCAAUGCUGAAAUACUCAGCUCCAAGUACUGUUUUCUGGGCCAGCUCUAAUCAUGAUAGCCUCUCUCUUUUAAAUGUGUUUUGUAUUGUACAUUUUUGGUAAAUGGGGACCAAACAGCGCAGGUGCUAGACAAUGGAAGCUUCUCUGUUAGAGGUUCAUUCAAACUGUCAGGUUUUACCAUUCAAGGACUCUUCAGUGACCCCUGCAAAGUGAUUUUAGCUGGUUGGUGUAUAACAACACACAGGUGCUUGCCUCACAGACACCAGAGUCAUCACUGCAUCAGAACUGAUGACUUCCUAGCUAGUGGAUGGUUGAAAAAGCAUGACCAGUGGUCUCCUUUCAAUCUUGAGAGAUGCUCCCUGAGUAAAAGGCUUGAGAGAUGUUUGUUCUGAAUGUGUCAUAUGUUUUCAGAUUCAUUACCCAGCAGGCUGAUGUUUUUAUAAAGGAUAACUGGAAGAGAAAAUAGGUCUCCUUCUGGAGAGGCCGCUCCAGUUGCUUUUAAUAAUCAUCAGAACUACCUAGCAGUUGCCAAGUAAGAUAAGAAUUACUCUCUCACUAUUGUUGCCAGACUGGCUUUUUAAAAUAUUGUGAUGAUUAUUUCACCUUGCUUUGUCACAAACCCAGACUUUCUUUUUGUGAAAAGAUCUAUUUUGUCAUCACUUACACCAUACAAACUUGUGUACGUAUGCAUGCUGUACUAAGUCGUUACACAUCUCCUUGCAGAAGUACAGUGCAUUUAUUUUGUGUUGUUUAUGUGUUAGUGCAACACAAAGUCUUUUAAACUUUAAAAACCCUCAUACAACUGGGUUGUUCUGUUGACUAGUUAAGCUUAUCUCCUGAGGUGGUAUAAACCAAAUGUCUCCUUGAAAAAAGCACAGUAAGGAUUUCCCCAUUAGAGAGAGCUUUACUGGCAUUAAGAAUCCUAUACAUUAGUCAGGCCAAAUCAACUGGAAUAUGAACUAAUUGCUAAAUAAAAAUACAACACAUGAGCCAGUCCUUGCGUUAGUGCUUCAGGCUGUGUGUUCCUUGAUUCUUCCUUUGAGUUACUGUUGGUUAUGAGAUACUUCUGUAGCAAUGUGACCCAUACACACUAGUCCCUUAAAUCUUGAAUCAUAAUCUGAUUAAAUACAGUGCCUGCUUUUUAGUGGAUUUCAAUAUCAAGCUAAGAUGAUUUACAAGUAUGCCAAGUUUGUAGUUACAAGAACAGGCCUUUUUUCCAAUUGCUCAGUUUUAUCUUUGCCUCCUGUUCCACAGAUGGCUGCAGAGCAGUAGUAUAGGAGCAUCUUGGGAAUUGCUGAAUCAUACAAGGCCACUGAGGUAUAACAGUGUAUUGAUAAACUCACACUCUUUCUAAUAAAUGUUAAAUUUUAUAUUGCCCAAGGUUUGGGCUGUAUGUCAGUCAAAAUAGAUGAUACUUGGAAAAACCCUGCUUUGGGACAGUAGAGAUUUUUGGUAACUGGGAAUUUUUAAAGCCAUCCUAUUGACUACACUUCUAAUGUAUUUUUGGGUGAAAGCUGGUUCAUAAAUUCCAAGGCUCUCAACAGUUUUAUCAGCUAUAAAUAUACUAUAUAAAACAUAUGUACUUGUAUAUCAUAGGUAUCUGUUGGGAUUAUGUAAAAGACUACAGAAAUGCUGCAUCUACAAAAUAAAUCACCUAAAAUGAAGUAUUAAGAAAUUUACUUUGUGGUGGGAAUAAACCUAAUUAAGCUUGUGAGACAAGACUUUUAAGAAGGCAGAAGUAUAUACUCAUGUUUCUGUGCUUUUCUGCUGUUUGAAUGCAGAUUUUCCUGUCUGAUGGAGUAAAUAAAUGAGCAGGAAUAACA